GAUUUACACUUAUGAUUUAAAUAAAUACUUAGUUCUGGAUUUACAGAUCCAAUUCUAAUACUUAUUAUAUAAAAAUAAAAAUAUUUAAGUUGCUAAACAAUGUUGUAAAUGUGCAACAAAAAAAAAGGGUAAAAAUUUCACACCACGUUUUUAACACUGUGUGGCGCUAAAUGUGAGAAAAUGUCGUAAUUUUCAGCAUGAUCUGCUAUACAAACGGCGCCCCAUACUAACCUACGUUACAUCCAGGUGUCUGUUCUCCCGUUUAAUCUCAUCUACUUUCAAACAUUUUAAGAAUGACCAAGUAUAUAACAGUCAUGCGUUUAAUUUUACAGUAGGCUGAAAUAUGUGCGGCUGAAAAUGUACAGUUGUUUGGCUGAGGUUUUGUAACGAUUUGACGUCAAAGUUGCACCCAAACAAGGCAACUGUACAUCUGCAGUCGUCUUGAUGUGUUUUGAGUGACUACUUGAAAUACGCAAUACUGACACCUGCAGGACGUAGACAGAACUAUAUUUAGCAAAAGCUCGUACUUGUUGCCUUAAUUUGGUUUUCCCAUCGCGGUGUCGCUUACAGUGCUGGGUAGUGACGUCACUGGUCAGGGUGCACUAAAUUGACACUCACAGCUUAGGCGUCGUCCUUAAUCUUUGUACAAAAGAUGACGUCAUUGGCGAGCACGCGACGUCCGUCUGUGGUCACCCAUGAAUCGCCGUGACGUCACACUGUGAAUUUGAGUGCGCGAUUUCUCUUCCUGUGUUGUAGUCCUCUUGUCACUCAGCUUCUGGAAAAGGAAUACACAAUUGUAUUUUUUUUUUAAAUCUAUUUCAAAUUCUGCUAAACUGUAAAGAGCUCCUGCUGUGUUUACUGGCUACACAGAAUCCAUUUCGGACUGUCAGGCAAAUUACUAUAAAUGAGGAAAAUUUGAGUCAACAGAACUUAGGUCUUCCCGGAAACUGAAAUUUCUAGCGAGGAUUUGACUUUUUAGUGACCCAUCGUCUGGGGGCGUCAUCAAACAGAUGACGUCGUUGAACCUGUGACAUCACUUCCCAGCCACCCUGAGAUGGAGGUCGACUAUUUCCCAAAGGAAGUCAUUUUGGAGCUGGUGAAAUCCAGCUUCGAGCAGAUCUCCGCAGCCCAGUGGGCUCUGCUGGUGGCGGGAACCCCCGACUCGGAGACCAAGGCCAUCAUCGCCGACACCAUCAGCGAUGUGAUCCAGAGGAUAUCCUCUGACGUGGUGAGGCACCUGUUGCCCGCCAUCAGUGAGCACCUGCAUGGACAUUACUCGCAAUCACAGAUGAGUAACGCAAUCGACCGGUGUAGUCCGAAGCUGAGCGAGUGUCUCACCGAGACCUUCGCAGCCGCACUGGAUCUUCCGCCGCAGAAGUACGAGGGUGCGGGGGAACUCACCACACUAGUGGAGUCAGAGGUGAAGCACCGUGUCACGUCGGCCUUGUCCGUGGCCCAGAACUCCUCCGAGUGGCCGUCGGACCCCACCCUCUUCAUCCGCGGCACCAUGUCCAGCGUUGGCAACCUGUCUUCCAUCUUCCGUAAGGCCGUGGAGUAUUUAAGGCAGGUGUUCGCCCGGGCGCGCACACCGUGCGUGGUUCUAUGCGGCCGCUCAGGCAUGAAAGCCAGCGACAUGACGGACGCUGUCUGCGGAAUCCUCUUGAAGUGGUCUCGUGCUAAUAAGUCCCUCAUGAGGCGUGACAAAAAAAUCGACGUGGAAAAACUGGAUCAUAGUUCCGACGAGGAGGGCUCAGAGCAAAGAGUUAGCAAAUACUCUGACUCUCAAGACGUUGAGAGUGCUAAAAUGGCCGCGCUUGACAUCACUAGGAGCAUCAUCCAGAAACCCGUCAGCAGCUCUGGUGAUCGCUCGGAAAGUCGUCUAACCCGCUUCAACCUCAACCUAAAGCUCAUCUCCAACAAGGUCAAGAAUUUCUUUAAGUCGCAGGAGAAAGUCAGCCCGGAUGGCGAUGUCAAACGGCGCAGAUUUCACUUCUUCAGGUUUGCGCGUAUGCAGUUUGGGCGAAUGUUGGGAGGACUUAAGCGCGCAUUCAAGAAUCAAGAAGGGUGUCUGGUUUCGCUCAGAUCAGAUAAGCCAAAGUCCCCAAGAGGGGACUCCAAAGGCACCUUCAGGAGCAGCACGUUACAUGUCCGACCAUCGCAGAAUCCCAAGUUUGAAUUCGAGGCCAUCCAAGACAUGGUGUCUAAGUUGUUUGAAGAGCUCAGCAAAAUGGAGCCGGAAGCUCGCAGAGCCAUAAUCCAGCGCUACAUGGAUGAGAAGCUGCAGAGCUUUUCCCAAGAUCUCACUUCCCGCCUGUAUGAAUACAUCAUGUCCACUCAAAGCGAAGUAUACGAGGUGCCCUCAAGCCGCUCCAACACGCCUUUCGUGGAUUCGGUGCUCUGGGGACGGCGGGGGAAGAAGCACUGGGACGGCGGGCAGAAGUUUUCUCCGGAGGUCCUGUACGCCAUGACCGAGGACGCGGCCUGGAAGUUUCUUCAGCAGUUGCUUCUCUGGAUAGAGACAGAGCCGCAAGGCGAGGAGGUGUACGCCGACGAGGUGUCCGGCGCGGUCGGCGAGAUCAACCAGCUGGUCGUCACCGCCCUGAACACGGCGGAAGAUUUGGAGGAAGAACUCGACACAGAAACUCCCUUUAAUGAAACCUUAAAUUCCGAAAGCCUAAAUCGGUCUUCGUGUGUUACUGAGAGCUGCGUGAGAUCCUCCAAAAUCUCAGACGAGGAACCGCUGUCCUUGAACGAUUUGAGUGAGGUCUUGGCUUUUACGCUGACUACCCAGCUGGGCCAGCGCCUUCCCAGGAAUUGCAAGAGGAAUCUGAGGCCGAAUGACUUGAUGGAGGCAGUACAGCGUCUGUCGUCCAUGGCCCUGAGAGAGAUCAACCCGGGGGAGAUGCACAACAUCGAGACGCUGGCCAACCUAGAGGAAGUGAUUGUACCCGUGGUGACAAAUCUCCUGGCUGAGUUCAACACACCGGAAGAACUGGUGGAGGCCGUGACAUCCAACGAUAAAGUUUUUGACAAUGCGGUCAUCAAACACCUCUCGUUCCAACUAAAAGCCCCCAAAGCAACACCUAAGGGCGGCGCUUUUUCAUGCUGCUAUCCAUGUCGCUGAUCCCAUCGGAAGUAUCGAUCAUGUAUUUCACAUGGAUCGACUAUCACAAACUGCAACAUCCCAGGUGGAGCCAUGAACCAAAGUACCGCAUCAAUAGUUCCACCGGAGGUACUAUUUCAGCAUUUUAGCAUGUACAUAGAUUGCGUUCUAAGUGACCUCAAUGCUUACUUCAAACCUGAAAGAGCAAUUUAAAAGAUGUUUUUUUUUAAAAACUAAAUGAAUCAAACCUGGAUUCUUCAACUGUUUUAUUGAUCCAUACAUAAGUCCAUUCUACUCAGACCCUGCAUAGCUUCAGAGGAAAGUUCUCCGUGAUCAGGUGGUCGUCAUGGAGCACUGUGACGAUGUUGAUUUCAAACUCUGCGAGGAAAGAAACAAAAGACUUAGCUCACUGCAUAAACUAGACGAUGCUGAUGUACUACAAAGUGCAUGAUUCUAAUUAUGAAUCUCACUGAAAAUGGUAUGGAUUUGUUUCUCUUGUAUUCCCAUACUUAGUGGGAACGUUGGUUACUUUUGAAAUUCCAGCUAUGUGAAAUGUAAUAAAUAGACUAUAUAAACAUACAGUUAACUUAUUUUUUAGUCUUUUAUGUGAAAGGUUAAAAGAUUGCUGACUGACUUUUGAACAGAUGAUUUCUAUGGGGAAAUUAGUUUCAAAGAGGAGUACAUGGAGUAUGUGCCAUGCUAAUAAGUUUAUUGAGAGUCCGCCACAACAGUGAGAAAAGAAUGCAAUGCAUUGAGUGAUCUGUAAAUAAAUUAUAUU
This is a messenger RNA of Corythoichthys intestinalis (scribbled pipefish), 3881 nucleotides long. RefSeq lists its product as uncharacterized. The record is from RefSeq and is a predicted model, not a curated record. Lineage: Eukaryota; Metazoa; Chordata; Actinopteri; Syngnathiformes; Syngnathidae. Bases 1055 to 3124 code for a protein of 689 amino acids. The transcript has 3 exons.